Messenger RNA from Orbilia oligospora ATCC 24927, 1170 nucleotides. RefSeq lists its product as uncharacterized. Gene Ontology annotation, molecular function: oxidoreductase activity. Bases 1 to 1170 code for a protein of 389 amino acids. The record is from RefSeq and is a predicted model, not a curated record. NCBI's taxonomy places the organism in Eukaryota, Fungi, Ascomycota, Orbiliomycetes, Orbiliales, Orbiliaceae. The transcript is spliced from 4 exons.
AUGCAGCUUCAACUUCUAACACUCCUUGUCUCUGGGCUCUCGCUAGCCGCCGCUUUUAAACCUGCUUCGACUCGGGGCACCGACAAAUUAGCUGCUAAAGGGUUAUUGAACCUCGCGGGUUACUCAAUCUUGCAUCCGCCCAAGUCGGGAUGUAACUUAAGCAAGGUGAAGUUACGGAAGGAAUGGAGUACCCUCUCUUCUCGCGAAAAGAAAGAAUACAUCCGCGCAGUUCUUUGCCUUCAAUCAAAACCCGCUAGAAGUACACCUCUCGCUCCGGGUGCCGUAUCCCGCUUCGAUGACUUCGUAGCAACUCAUAUAAACCAAACUUUCUUCAUCCAUGCCACCGGUAACUUUCUCUCGUGGCAUAGAUACUACACCUGGGUUUACGAGAAAGCGUUACGCGAAGAAUGCGGCUACAAAGGCUACCAGCCUUACAUCAAUUGGGGAAAAUAUGCCGAAGACCUCGAGCAUGCGCCCCUAUUCGACGGGAGUGACACAAGCAUCGGUGGGAAUGGGAAUUAUAUCGCCCAACCUAGCGGUCCUGUAUUCCCAGAUCCUGUAAACCCCGUUAUUAUAUUACCACCGGGAAAAGGUAGCGGAUGUGUUACUACCGGUCCUUUCAAGAAUAUGACGGUCAACCUCGGGCCCGGUUUCUUUGGCGCGCAGUAUCCCGAUGUGGCACCGAACCCCCAGUUCGAUGGGUUGGGUUAUAACCCUAGGUGUUUGAGAAGAGACUUGGGGUUCACGGCGGCUAAGAUAGGAUCUACUGAUCUGAAUUCGACGAAUUUGAUAACGAAGUAUACCACGAUUAAGACGUUCCAGGAUUUCAUGCAGGGAACGUUUUUGUCAGGUGGGAGGGACAUCGGUGUGCACACCGCUGGCCAUUUUUGGGUUGGUGGAGAUCCAGGCGGUGACUUUGCCGCAAGUCCCGGGGACCCGUAUUUCUAUCUCCACCAUGCACAAAUUGACCGAACUUGGUGGAUUUGGCAGAACCAAGAUCCCAAAGUUCGAUACAAGGCUGUGGGAGGCACGAUCACCAUUCUCGAUACGCCCCCAAGCCGGAACGCAACUGCUGAGGAUCCAUUGGAUCUUGGAGUACUGGCGCCAUCCAUCACUAUUGGGGAUGCAUUGAGCACGAUUGAUGGGCCUUUCUGCUAUAUCUAUGUAUAG